AUGGCCGGAUGCUCGCUCCCAUCACGUGCCCUCGCUCCCCUCCUCCUCCUCCUGUUGCUGCUGCUUCACUCGAGCCCAUCGACAGGCAAACGGCUCGACACCGACGCCCGCACCCCGAUCAAGGCGAGGAACGAAGCACCAGCGCUCCGCAGCGACCCCGACAGCAGCAAGAGCAACGCCGGCAUCAACAGCAACAGCAACAGCGACAGCAACAGCAACGCCGGCACCGACGUCAACAUGAACGGAAACAUGCUGAUACCGCCAUACACACCCAUCGUCACGCCGUCCCCCGACCAGAGCGCGAUACUGGCCGCGUACAGCUUCCGCCAGGAGACGUACUACGAAUGCCGUACCCGCGAUGGCGCCGAGCACUGCGGUUGGCACAUCCCCCUCGUCAAGGCCGAGGCCGGCGGGCCGGGGCUGGGUACCGUGGCGAGCACGGGCGCCGUCGUUGCCGCCGUCCUGUGCCUCGCCGCCGUCUUUGCCGUCGCCAUGAUGUGA
Messenger RNA from Drechmeria coniospora, 501 nucleotides. RefSeq lists its product as uncharacterized. The record is from RefSeq and is a predicted model, not a curated record. Bases 1 to 501 code for a protein of 166 amino acids. The transcript has a single exon. Lineage: Eukaryota; Fungi; Ascomycota; Sordariomycetes; Hypocreales; Ophiocordycipitaceae.